UGAGAAACACUGCCCCGCGUGUGUGUGUGUGUGUGUGUGUGUGUGUGUGUGUGUGUGUGUGUGUGCGUUUGAGGGCGACUGUGAAAGCGCAUCCAUUCAGUCGAGCUCGGGGAGGAACUCAAGGAGAUGCUUUGAGGGUCCUCCACAGCUGUUUACUUCUGAGAAGACAAGUGAAGGGAAGAGUUAUGGCGGGGGAGAAGAGUUCUCCAGAAGACGGUCACUCUUCCAGAGUCAUUAGGGUGGUGUUUUUUGCCCUUCUGCUGGACCUGCUGGGCUUCACCCUAAUACUCCCCCUGCUUCCCUCCAUCUUGGACCACUACAGUCAAACAGGGGAUGGUGUGUACCAGUCAUUACAAAGCAUUGUGGACUGGUUCAGAGAGAUCGUAGGAGUUCCCAUGGAAACAAAAUACAACAGUGUACUUUUUGGGGGUCUGAUCGGCUCGCUCUACUCUCUGCUGCAGUUCCUUUCUUCUCCUGUGAUUGGAGCUGCCUCAGAUAAGCAUGGGAGAAGACCACUGCUGCUGUUAACUACUGUGGGGCUGAUAUUCUCUUACAUUCUGUGGGCAGUUUCCCACAGCUUCAGUAUUUUCCUCAUGUCUCGUGUAGUGGGAGGACUUUGUAAGGGCAAUGUUAGCCUCUGCACUGCUGUUGUGGCUGACCUGCCUUGCCCUAAAGCAAGAAGCAAAGGAAUGGCCAUGAUUGGUGUUGCCUUCUCCUUGGGCUUCACUCUAGGUCCAAUAAUGGGAGCCUACUUUGUGCUAAAACUGGUGGAUACUGAGCUUUUCUACCAGGGCCCUGCUUUACUGGCAGUGUUCUUUUCCAUAGCAGACCUGCUCUUCAUCUUUCUCAUGCUACCAGAAACUUUGCACAAGGACAGCAAGGGCUCCUCAGUCAGCUCAGGUGUUCAGGAGGUUGGGGACCUACUCAGUCCAGUGUCCCUUUUUAACUUCUCUGCAGUCACAAGAACAAAAGAACCACCAUCGAGACAACGAAUGCACAACCUUAAAGUUAUGGGCUGGGUUUACUUCACAUACCUCUUCCUUUUCUCUGGGCUGGAGUUCACUCUGAGCUUCUUGACCCAUCAGCGCUUUAAGUUCUCCAGUAUGCAGCAGGGUAAGAUGUUCUUCUUCAUUGGCAUCACCAUGGCAGCAUUCCAGGGUGGAUAUGCCCGCAGGAUCCAACCAGGCCGUCAGAUCCAGACAGUCCGCAUGGCAAUAAUAGUACUUAUUCCAGCCUUCCUGCUCAUUGGCUUUGCACAGAAUUUGGCAGUGCUCUACAGUGGCCUAUUUUUGUAUUCCUUUGCGGCUGCUAUUGUUGUGCCAUGUCUUUCAGCACAAGUCUCUGGACACGGCACUGCCAGUCAGAAGGGCACAGUGAUGGGUAUUCUUCGUAGUCUGGGAGCGCUGGCUCGAGCACUGGGGCCAAUUGUGGCCUCCUCAGUGUACUGGCUGGCUGGAGCUGAGAUGUGUUUCAUCAUCAGUUCGGUCCUCUUCAUUGCUCCUUUGCUCUUACUGAGCAGAUUAGAGAGGCACAAAGAGGACUAAGAACAACAGUGCUGCUUUCAGAUAAAUUCUUACAAGCAGCUUUUAUAUUUGCCUUUUUUGAACAUUAUUAUAGCCUUAUUGUGGAAUGCAGAUGCUUUUUUACUUUGUAAUGUUUACAUAUCAUACGGUACUGCAACUACCUAAAGGUUAACAGUGUAAUUCCUGUUUUCAGUGACAACAGAAACACUAUGACCAAGCCAUGUCAGGCAAAACAUUCAAUUAAAAGCAAAUAAUCAAAGUAGUUCAUUAGUACACAGAUAAUCUGACAGUAUAUUUUGGAACAGAGCAAACACUGAGAAGUCUUUUAUAUUUUUGUCUUUUGUAAAUGCCAGUAAAGAUGUUUUAUAAUGAAGAAAUAAAGAUGUAAAAUAUGUUUAUAGUGUU
This is a messenger RNA of Pygocentrus nattereri (red-bellied piranha), 1928 nucleotides long. RefSeq names its product major facilitator superfamily domain containing 10 (gene slc75a1). Gene Ontology annotation, biological process: transmembrane transport. The transcript has 13 exons. The record is from RefSeq and is a predicted model, not a curated record. Lineage: Eukaryota; Metazoa; Chordata; Actinopteri; Characiformes; Serrasalmidae. Gene Ontology annotation, cellular component: brush border membrane. Bases 186 to 1544 code for a protein of 452 amino acids. Gene Ontology annotation, molecular function: transmembrane transporter activity.